CCAGUGGUAACACUCGGCCUGGGUUCCAUUGCCGACUCGGGCGCGUUAUCCCGCAGAGUUUGUGUGUUCUCUCUCUCUCCCGUAGCCAAAUAUAUAUUUAUAUAAAAGAGUCACAAUGUAACCGGUAUUGGCUGAAACUACAUCGCAGUGCUUGUAAAUUAACCACAGUGGCGAGAUGUGAACUCCCUCGCCUGGUAUGCAGGAGAUAGCGGGUUCGAUCUCAACCCUGAUGCCUGCUGCUGUAUAUUUGGCGUUUGCAUGUCUCUCUCUCUCUUUCUCCCUGUGGUCGCGUGGAUUCUUCUCCGGAUCGUCCGGUUUUUCCCUCCACAUUUAGAAACGUGUGUUUUGCCGAUAUAAAUUUCCACGUGAUAAGCCACUUCGUUUAGCUAUCAUUUGUGGCCAGGUCGCUUGUGAAAAGAGCCACAUAGCUCAGUAGGGCAUUGCCUGGUGAAAUAAAAAAUUAUUUAGUUUUAUAUUAGUUUCAACCAGCAAAUUACUCAAUUGGCAUCACACAGCAACAUCUCCCUCGACUGCGACAACUUGGCAGGACCCUCGUGAAAAGGAGACUCGGUGAGGCUUUCCUGCAGGGUCCUUCCCCCGCACCUCCGACGAGCACGAUUGGCUACGUACGGUGCGAAAGAAGUUCAACAUACGUGAACAAGCGCAGUAACAUUGCCAUCACUGUGACUGCUUUGCGUCGAAUUCUAUGAAGUGCAGUGAGGCAAGACCUGGGGGGCAGUCCGCCCCAGGUAUUACAGUGCCCCCGUGACAAAAUUUGGGUCACAAUCUCGCUAUUGCGUCUGUGCGUGCGUGGUUCUGGUGUUGUUUAGUCAACAACGAGCGGGCGGCUAAAGCACAGCAAGUUGCACAGUAGGGGGCACAGGUGAUGCAUCGGCAAGUAGUCUCGGUCAUCUCAGUCAGUCGACCCGUGGCACCUGGGUCUGCCCCGUGACCUCCUGCCAGCGGGCGUUCGACACUUCACGUGGCCUUAACGUGCACAUAGCCUGGCGCAAGCGCCGUGGUGACAUCGCCGCCACUUAGUGGCGAAUGGCGGCUGUUGUUGUUGUUAUUGGUCUGUUGUCCUUCCCCGCACUUCCGAUUGGCCUGGUUGGCUUCGUACGGUGCGAUCGAAGUUCAACGUGCUUACGUGCGGGAGCACCCGGCCUCCUCCCUGCCCCUGUGCAGCUGUGCAGCGUCACGUGAAGAAUAAAAAUUCAAUUUCAACAGUUCCACUGCUCGCUUCUCUGCUUUAUCGUUGAAGGGGAUUGGCAGUUCACCAAAAGCAUUGGUCCAGGCGAGCCUCAGGCAAGCCCGAACCAGGCAAGCCCGAACCAAUGCUUCUGAAAUUGUGCACUGGCAGGAGUCCGUGUGGCUGGUGAGAUGUGUAAACAAUGACUUGGAGUUGGUUCACAUGGAGGAACAGAUGUGGGAAGGAGGCGAACCGUCUGCCCAGUUACUUUGUUGGCUUCUCCACACUCGAGACAGCCGUGAUGGUUCGUUUGUGUUGUUAACUCCUGCUGCUCACAUGAGCCACGUCAAGGCUUAGGAUGCUCCUCUUCCGGUUACAGCCCCCGCAGAGCCAAUGGUGGAAAUUCCACAUCGCUAUGGCAGGCACGGCCAAGUCUCUAUUGAGCUUCCGCGAGUGGCGUGGUAUUGAUUUUAUUGCCCCCGGAGGGAGGAAUGAUGGGCCGAGCCGGCCUGCCCACCACAACCUAGGAUUGAACUCGCGACCUUCCGCUCGCCGCCCGCUCCAACGCCGAUCCGCCCGGGCCACGCGUUGGUUCACCGCGGUCGGUCCGUACGCGCGUGGGUGCAGCACUCGGUCCGUACGCGCGUGGGAUCAUCGCGCGUCCGUCCCGCGCUCGGUCCGCACGGGGUGAACACCAGCUGACCCCCGCUGUCCCCAGGUGACUUCGCGUCGAGAGCCCGGCCGCCCUCCGUGAUUGCCACACCCGACUCAAGUCCAGCGUUUCGGACUUUGUCCCCGCGAGCCGCCUCGUGUUGUUCCUGCUGCUGCUGCUAUCUGCUGCUGCUAUCUGCGCUGUUAUCUGCGCUGCUGUUAUCUGCGCUGCUAUCUGCUGGCCCGGUGCACGGGGCAGCUCAACACCGACCGUGUUGAUAACCGGGCAGAGCGCUCCGUCUCCCUCCUUCCCACGUCCGCCCUCCACGUAAGUAAAGUAAAAAACAAAGCGGUUUCUAUUUACAAGUCCCAUCGCCCACGCGGUCUUCCUUCCCGCGAGUUCGUCAUAGCGCCAGCUUUAGUUGAAUUCGAGAAAAAUUCUGGACCCCUUUCGACUUUCGGUGUCUCAUCGGCAGGGUUGGGAUUGCUUCAACCGAUGCUGGAGAGCUGCCAGAUGUUUAUCGGCAAGCAUGUGUGGCCGAUGGGACGUGUGAAACAACUCUUUGAGUUUUUUUAUGUGGAGAGGAAAGGUGAAGGAUUUAAAUUGUCGGCUCAAUUAUUGCGUUAAUGAUCAUUCCACAACUGCCACUAAACAUCCGGCCGUUCACCAGCAUCUGUUCAAGCAAGUCUGACUGCUGAAGAGACACUGCAAGUUGAAACGAGUCCAGAGUUUUUUCUUGUGUUGAACCAACGGUCUAAGCAGCCUGACUCUCCUGAUGAGACACUGCAUGUCUGCAUGUCGAAACUGGGGAGGCCCGGGUGGCGGAUGGGAGGUGUACAAGUAUAAACACGUGGUUUUUGCGGAGAGCCACACGCAACGGAAGGUUCGUCAUCUCAAAACGUUCUUUGCUCUGUUCGUCGCACGGUUGCGUGCGGCGAGCGCCCUUUGCGUGCCGCGCCGCCGGCUGCGACGGGGGCCGCCGGCGGCUCUGGAGUCGUGUGCGGCUCUCGCGGAGUCACCGCCUUAUCGGCGCCGCGCCGUUGCGGGUCACGCACGGCACCCGAUAACGUUUGUGGCGUCUUGUAGGUGAACCCGCGUGCGUGCGCGUGAGUUUACGUGACAAAGUCCAUGUGAGUUUUAAGUUCACCCCGCUGGCGCUGGACGGGCACGGGGCGUGCCGGCACUCUGCGGAGGAGCGGCGCAAGAGGAGGACGGGACGCAUCGACCGCGGGAGACGCGCGCCGACAGGCACGGCACGCACGCAGCACGGACCGUGACAGGCCCCGGUUUGCCGGCUCUUCCCCAUGGCUCUCGGGGGCGUCCCGAACCCGGCCUACGAGCAGCAGGAGGAGGAGGAGGAUGGGGGUCGUCGUGCCGCCGAGGAGCCUGCACCGGCCGAGGGGAGAAGCGGCCACGCCGGCCCGGAAGGCGACGAAGCCGGGAGGAGGAGGAAGGAGGAGCGGGAGGAGGAGGAGGUGGAGGAGGAGGAGGAGGAGGCUGGCGAGGGUCCGUGUGGGUGGUGGCGUGUGAGGCCCUCUUGCCUGCAGGUCUGCAACAACCCCAAGGGCUACCUGCUGUUCUUCGGACUCAUGUGCACCUUGCAGGGCGCGGCGGUGAACGGGCUGGUGAACGUGAGCAUCACCACCAUCGAGCAGCGCUUCGACCUGAGCAGCUCCCUCAUGGGGCUCGUGGCCGCGGGCUACGACAUCGCCUUCUGCGUCUGCACGCUGCCCGUCACCUUCCUGGGCGGCCGCGGGCACAAGCCGCGCUGGCUGGCGCUGGGCGCCGUCGUCAUGGGCGCCGGAUCGCUCGUGUUCGCGCUGCCGCACUUCACGGUCGGGCCCUACCGGCUCGGCGACGAACGGCUCGAGACGUGCUCAGCGACGCGCAACUCCUCGUCGUGCCCCCCGCCCGGGGGGGGCGGCGAUGCGGCCGCCCCCUCCCUCUCGGCGUACCUCUUCGUGUUCGUGCUGGGACAGCUGCUGCACGGCGCCGGCUGCACGCCGCUCUACACGCUCGGCACGGCCUUCAUGGACGAGAGCGUCACGCAGGCCCAGUCCUCGCUCUACAUUGGCAUCGCCUUCGGGAUGUCCGCGCUGGGUCCGGCCAUCGGCUACGUCGCCGGAGGGCAGCUGCUCAACAUCUACAUUGACGUGGACAGGAGCGGCAACGCCCCGCUGAGCCCCAGCGACUCGCGCUGGCUUGGCGCCUGGUGGAUCGGCUUCAUCGUCGCGUGCCUCCUCUCCUGGGCCAUCGCUGUACCGCUCUUCGCGUUCCCGCGCUCCCUGCCAGGCUCGGCGAGGCUGCGUGCGCGCUAUGUCUCCCAAGCGCACCAGGACGGCAGCGAGGAGGUGACGGCACGCGCCGGCUUCGGCUCCGGCUGGCGCGACUUCCCCACCGCCUUCAAGCUGCUGGUGAAGAACGCGGUGUUCAUGUGUGUGACGGUGGCCGGCUCCACCGAGGGCCUCGUGGUCGCUGGGUUCAUCACCUUCAUGCCCAAGUUCAUCGAGAACCAGUUCGGCCAGACGUCCUCCUUCGCAGCGCUGCUUGGAGGCUUGGUGAGCAUACCGGGGGCGGUGGUGGGUCAGGUCCUGGGGGGCCUCCUGGUCAGCAAGCUCCACCUGUCGUGCCGCCGGACGCUGCUGCUGGCGUCCGGCUCCUCGUUGGCUUCGCUGGCGCUCUGCGCCGUCUUCUACUUUGCGAGCUGCGAGAACGCGCCCUUCGCCGGGGUCACGCAGCCCUACAACGGGUCUGGCGAGGCGCUGCUGAUGCUGGAGGCCGAGUGCAACGCGCCCUGCGGCUGCGAGCGUUCGCUCUUCGCGCCGGUCUGCACCGACGACGGAGUGCAGUUCUUCUCCGCCUGCUACGCGGGCUGCACCACCAGCAUCCCACAGGGUUUUGCGAACUGCUCUUGUGUCGGGCUGGGAGGAGAAGGCCCCAGCGUGGGCCCCAGCGUGGAGCAGGGGAAGUGCGGCUCGACGUGCACCAACAUGCCUCUUUUCCUCGGCAUCUUCCUCCUCGUCAUCAUCUUCACCUUCAUCUCCAACACGCCCGCCAUCAACAUCACGCUGCGGUGUGUCCCGGCGAGCCAGCGCUCGUUUGCUCUGGGCGUGCAGUGGCUCUUCAUCCGCGCGCUGGGCACCAUCCCCGGGCCGAUCCUCUUCGGAGUGAUCAUCGACAAGACGUGCAUCCUGUGGAGCGAGAAGCCGUGCGGGGAGCGCGGCGCGUGCUGGACGUACGACAACCCCACCAUGUCGCUGCUGCUGCUCGCCAUCGGCGCGUGCUGCAAGGUGGUGACCAUCGUCUUCUUCCUGGUGGCCUUCUUCGUGUACAAGGGGCCGGCGAAAACGGCCGCCCCGGCGGACGGCGCAGAUCCCCUGGACUCGUCGCACCUCCCGGACCCCGCGGCCAGCUCGCUGGACAGCGGCUACAGCGACGUCCCCUCGUGCAUCGAGAGCAAGCAGCUCUAGCGACGCUUCGUCAUCGUCGUCAUCGGCCGUGGUCUGUCCGCCGCCGGAUGCGAUGUAUCGAGCAAGUUGACCUCUGAGCGAACCGCCGUAGCAGAUUCUGACGGGGACAGCUGCCGCUGGGGGGAUCCUCUUGGCUCGGCCGCAGCAGGGCAAUCGGAACGCUCGAGAUGGGAUGUUGAAGCACGCUGCUGUGAGGUGACGAGGAUUUCAAGCCGGCGCCACUAACGACCAAAGAUGUCACGCCACCCCGCCCGCCCGUCCCGCGCUGCUCGUUAGGGAUGCGCUGCUCGUUAGGGAUGUGCUGCUCUUUAGGGAUGCCGUGACGCCAUCAGCAGGAGUUAGGCCGUGCCGGCGUCGCGGUGCCAAUUUGAAAACGCGACACCGCAAAUGUGCCCGCUUGCAAUUACACGCGUGGCCCAUCGUCACGAGCUGUGGCGAAAACUUGGCAGGACCCUCCUGCAAAACGGUCAUGAGACUCGGUGAGGCUGUCCUGGGUAAACAAACGGAACAUGAAGCAGUCUCCCUCUUUAACCCCCUUCCGUUCAUCUCUUAAAGCCUCACCUCUUCUCUAUUGCCCAUUCCCUUCCCUCUCCUCGCCCCUCCGACCCCCCCUACAGCCCUUCCGUGACCCCACGUGCCCUCCUCUUGUUACGGUCACUCCUUCCUCGGCCCUUGCACUGCCCUUGUUACCGCUUGUAGAACCAUGUCAUCGGGCACCUUGAGCUAAGGCGCUCUAUAAAUACAAAGUAAGAUCAUAUGAUAAUACAAAUAAAACAUGCAAAUCCUCAUCCGAACCUCAUAUGCCCCGCAUUGCUGAUCUGCCAUCGUUGUAUAGAUUCGCGUUUGGACGUCAUCCCCGGCCUCUGCACACAGACAGUCGACAAUUACGUGGCCUCUUAAUAUUUGAAUAUUGACACUGCACUUUUUUUUUACCAGCUCCAUGUAUUAUGAUUAUUGCUACACUUGCAUCACCCAGGAGAUCCUCACCGAGUCUCAAGACUACUUUUCAGGAGGGUCCUGCCAGGUGUUCGCAGUCGGGGACGAUGCCACCGCUUGCUACCGCUUGCUGCCGUGUGUGAACCCAAUCGAGUAACUUGCAGGCGAUUUGUCAGCAUUGGGAGAUCCCGGAGGGAACCCACGCAGACCAGGGGGCUGGGGAGCGAGAGACGGAGGAGGACAUACAGACUCCACGCAGAGAGGCGCCCGGGUUGGGGAUCUCACCCAGCCCCUCCUGGCUGUGAGGCACGAGCGUCACCCCCGCACUCCCCCCCCCGCCACAGGGUCUAAAGCAAGCAUUGGUUGAUUGAAGUGUAAAUCUAGUUUUAAGUUUUUGUAACUACAGGGAUCCAUACUUUUGGUUCUUUCGGUAAAGUCACGUAGGUAUAAAAUCAAAUAAAUAAAAUCACGACGUUUCGGGCGCAACACAAGCGGCCGUCAUCAGGUGGGACAACCACAGCAAUAAACAAUUGCUGAAGUGUUUCUUGCUGUGGUUGUGUUGCGCCCGAAACAUCGUGUCCGGAUCUCAAUGUCACCGUGGUCCCACCCAUCUCUACCUCAUCCGCCUCCCGGUGACAGCGACCACACCGUGCUGCCCUGAUCUGUUCCCACCCUACAAGUCGCUCACCCGAUCCUUUCAUGACCCCCCCCCCCCCCCCCCCCCAGCGGUCUCCUCUGCGGUGCGCCAGGAACCAGAGAGCUCACGGCAACGUUUUUGCUUGGUGGCAUUGAAUAAAAUCUCUCGUUCUCUCUCUCUGGCCUGCGCGAAUGUCAUGGAAGCCACCGCAGCCGCCAACGCUCAUUGGUUAGCGCCAACAAAGGUGACAAAUGGACGCGUCGUUUUUACACAUCCCACCAGCGACGCGGCCUUCCUUCUGGGGGGCGCCCAAUUGCGGCGGCGUUGGCUUCCAGGCAAGCGCAACUCGGGGUCCGGUUUCGACGUUCGCUCUACGCUAACGUUGACGUGUGUGCGCGUGUCCACUUGGGAAGCGGUUUCGUGUGAUUUGAGAAACAUAAAUGAGUGUGUGCGUGUUGUCACGGAGUUCUGCGGACGCGUGUCCACUGCGCGCGACGCUCGCGUAGAAAGUCACCGCCGCUGAAGAGAGGCUCGCUACCGUUGAGGUUUAAUAAAAGCAGAAUUUUGUAAA
This is a messenger RNA of Lethenteron reissneri (Far Eastern brook lamprey), 7455 nucleotides long. Its product is annotated as solute carrier organic anion transporter family member 4C1-like. The record is from RefSeq and is a predicted model, not a curated record. Gene Ontology annotation, biological process: sodium-independent organic anion transport; transmembrane transport. Gene Ontology annotation, molecular function: protein binding. Lineage: Eukaryota; Metazoa; Chordata; Hyperoartia; Petromyzontiformes; Petromyzontidae. Gene Ontology annotation, cellular component: basolateral plasma membrane.